Messenger RNA from Teleopsis dalmanni, 1638 nucleotides. Its product is annotated as alpha-amylase-related protein. The record is from RefSeq and is a predicted model, not a curated record. Lineage: Eukaryota; Metazoa; Arthropoda; Insecta; Diptera; Diopsidae. Gene Ontology annotation, molecular function: alpha-amylase activity; cation binding. Bases 35 to 1525 code for a protein of 496 amino acids. The transcript has 3 exons. Gene Ontology annotation, biological process: carbohydrate metabolic process.
AGUGUUUCGUGAGUGUAGCAUAACGUCUUGCACCAUGAGAAAAGUUAGCUUAGGUUUCUUAGCCAUCGGGCUUUUAGCCUUAAUAAGUAGCAUCAGUGCUCAACUUGAGCCAUACUGGUGGGGUAACCGGAAUACUAUUGUACAUCUAUUCGAAUGGAAAUGGUCUGAUAUAGCUGAAGAAUGUGAAGAUUUCUUAGCACCAAAUGGCUUUGCUGGUGUACAGGUUUCACCUGUUGCUGAAAACGUUGUCGUUGAAGGUCGUCCUUGGUGGGAACGUUAUCAACCCAUCUCUUAUGAGUUAGAAACACGUUCAGGUAGUGAAGAGGAAUUCGCUGAUAUGGUUCGCCGUUGCAAUGACGUCGGUGUACGCAUUUAUGUUGAUGUUCUCUUGAACCACAUGGCUGCUGAUCAUUUCCGUACUGUUGAAGGCACAGCUGGUAAUUUGGCUGAGCCAGGUCUUAAGUCUUUCCCUGCUGUUCCUUACUCCGAGGAACAUUUCCACAAAACUUGUGAGAUUUAUGACUGGAAUGAUCGUUAUCAAGUGCAAAGCUGUGAAUUGGUUGGUCUUAAGGAUUUGGACCAAAGUCAAGAAUAUGUGCGCGAUCGGUUGGUCGAAUUCUUGGAUCAUUUAGUUGAACUCGGUGUGGCUGGCUUCCGUGUUGAUGCUGCUAAACAUAUGGCUGCAACUGACUUAGAGAUCAUUUAUAGUCGCAUCAGCGAUCUCAACAUUGAUCACGGUUUCCCAAGAAAUGCACGCCCCUUCAUUUAUCAAGAAGUCAUUGAUCAUGGACACGAAACCGUUAGCAAAUAUGAAUACAAUAACUUGGGAGCUGUGACUGAGUUCAGUUUCUCCGAAGAAAUUGGUCGUGCAUUCCGCGGACAAAAUCAACUUAAAUGGUUGAGUACUUGGGGUUCUGAUUGGGGAUUCUUACCAUCUGACUCAGCCUUUGUAUUUGUUGAUAAUCACGAUAAUCAGCGUGAUGGUGGUUACGUACUUACCUACAAAGAUGCUAAACAAUACAAAAUGGCUACAGCUUUCGCUUUAUCGUAUCCUUUCGGUAUAACCCGUGUCAUGAGCUCUUUCGACUUUAGCGAUCGUGAUCAGGCACCUCCAGCGAAUGCUGAUGGUUCCAUUAAAUCGCCUGAAUUCAACUCAGAAGGUGCUUGCAUCAACGGCUGGGUAUGUGAACAUCGCUGGCGUCAAAUCUAUAAUAUGGUUGGCUUCAAGAACGCCGUUCGCGGCAACGACUUGAAUGACUGGUGGGAUAAUGGCGAUAAUCAAAUUGCUUUCUGUCGUGGCGAUAGUGGUUUCAUUGCAUUCAAUGGCAAUGACUAUGACUUGAAUCAACGUUUAAUGACUUGCCUGUCACCAGGUGUUUAUUGCGAUGUCAUUUCUGGUUCCAAAAUUGAUGGCUCCUGCACUGGCAAAACUGUUACCGUCGAACAAUGGGGUUAUGCUGACAUUUACAUUGGCAGCUAUGAGUUUGAUGGUGUCUUGGCCAUACACAAGGGCUCGAAAUUGUAGGGCAUGGAAUUGCCAAAACUGGUGUUGGGCACUUAAUAGUUAUAUUAGAAAUUUUUUAUUAAAAUACAAAUAAAUUGUUUUUUGUUUCAUAUAUUUAAAACUUGAACGUCAAA